This is a messenger RNA of Rhagoletis zephyria (snowberry fruit fly), 1250 nucleotides long. RefSeq names its product lipopolysaccharide-induced tumor necrosis factor-alpha factor homolog. The record is from RefSeq and is a predicted model, not a curated record. Gene Ontology annotation, molecular function: zinc ion binding. NCBI's taxonomy places the organism in Eukaryota, Metazoa, Arthropoda, Insecta, Diptera, Tephritidae.
GAUAAGGCUGAAUAAAUAUUAAAAACACAAAAGAAAAAUAGGAAAAAUGUGUUAUUUAUUUUUCCAACACUGUAUAUACCCUUUUCAAUGAAAGCAGUUAUGCGUUGAUGUAUACUGUUCUCAAUAACUGGAAAAUGUAUGCGCAUUACGGUGGUCCAAAAAUGCAUGUGAAAAAGUAAAGUCGGGAUUCUUAUGCUCUCACUCCCUAGCAUUGUUCUACACCGAGAGUUACCCCCCAUUUUAUUUUGAAAUCAAAAACUAUUUAGAGGUAGCUCAAAACGCUCAAAGUAGCAAAAAACCGGAUUAUUCGAUAUUCGAAAAAAACGCCUUGAAACCGGUUAAACCGGUUUGAAAAAACCGUGUCAAUAAUCCUAGUAUUUAUAGAUAAAUACGCACGUUGUAUAUUUUCAAUAGUGUUCGUAUGGCUUGGCUUAACUUCUCGAUUGUAUAUAAUACAGUUUCUGCUUUCGCGCCCUGCCGCACGUCUUUGUGGGAUUUUUAUAGUUUUAUUUACUUUUCGGACUGUUUCGUUUUUGUUAAGAAUUGUGUCGCACCAAAAUCGAAAAUUGCUCGCCGUAAGUAUGUGAAAGCUCCGCAGUAUGAGAUAUGAGUGCAGCAGUAACGGCGUGACACACCUGGCUGACGCGCAUUAUACAAAUAAAAAUAAUUAGAGCAAAGUAUUCGAAUUUUAACCCACCGCGAAAACCAGAGAAAAUUGCAAAGAGUGUUUGCCUCCAACAAACAUUCUACAAGUGUAGCAUAUCAAUAUCAAAUAUCUCUACAAAGAAUUACCAUAAAGUGUUUUCCUCGCAAAUAUGGAUGAAAAAUCAAACGUUCCGCAGCGCAUUUACCCGUCCACGCCACUUGAGCAGCCGGUCGCAGCGAGUGAACAGCAACAGGCUCUAUUGCAACCGGCUCCACCCACGUACUCACAAGCAACAGGUGCCACACCCACGACAGCGCCGGAUGCCGCGCAUAUUGUUGUAAUUACGCCCGGCGCACCGUUGGCAUAUGGACCCGCACCGGUGGAUAUACAGUGUCCCUACUGCCACAAUUAUACACGCACCCGCUUGCGCUUUAAGCCAACCUCACGCACGCAUCUAAUUGCCCUGCUGCUAUGCCUUUUCCAGCUCUACUGCUUCGUGUGUUUACCCUAUUGCAUUGGCAGUUGCAUGAAUACGGCACAUUAUUGUGGCUUGUGUGACCGUUACUUGGGUACCUACGUGCGAGAAUAAUCAGGAUAUCCGAGA